AAAUUGUUAAACAUGCCAUCGACAUUUCAACAGAUUUUCUCCCCAAAAUCUCGACUCCUUCCAAUCUUCGCCGCCGGCCGCAAUGUCGUCCCAGCUGAUCGCCUCCCACCGUGAGAACGCCGAAGUCUACACCGGAGGGGAUGUAUGCAAGCAGAAGUCGUUGGAGCUGCUGGAGAAGAUGAACCUCCCGAAAGGACUGCUCCCUCUGGAGGACAUCAUUGAAGUCGGCUACAACGAGGCGACUGGAUUCGUGUGGCUCAAGCAGAAGAAGAGCAAGACGCACGUCUUCCGCGCGAUCAAUAAGAGCGUGUGGUACGACACCGAGAUCACCGCGUUCGUCGAGGACCGUCGGAUGAAGCACCUAACUGGCGUCAAGAGUAAGGAGCUCCUGAUCUGGGUGACUAUCUCUUAUAUCGCCAUUCAGGAUCCUAACUCUGGCAAAAUUCUGUUCGCUACACCGUCCGGACUUUCCAGAGCUUUACCGGUCUCGGCGUUUGAGGAGGAAGAGAGCAACAAGGAGCAGAAAUGAAUUCAAUAUUCGUUAGACUAAUUCGGUUCGUGUAUCUCCUCAAUCAUAUCAUUUGAUAUGAUUCUCGAACUAUCCUUUCAUUUCAAAUCUAGGUUAAUAUUAUUCGCGUAAGGUGUAAGCUAUAAGUUAUUAUUAGCCUCGCCUGUUAAAUCUCCUCUACUUCCAUUACAAAUAACUCGUUUAGAUUCCGUGGAAUAUAUUAUUGCCUAGAAUCA
Molecule: messenger RNA, 744 nt
Organism: Andrographis paniculata
Lineage: Eukaryota; Viridiplantae; Streptophyta; Magnoliopsida; Lamiales; Acanthaceae
Exons: 1
Coding region: 83-529 (148 amino acids)
Source: RefSeq, a predicted model, not a curated record